AUGGGAACUCAAGCUCCUGAUGAAGAUUCAUACAAUAAAGAUAUGGAUGAAGAAAGAGCGAGACAAAAACAAAUCGACGACUGGCUUCCCAUAACGUCAUCGAGAAAUGCAAAGUGGUGGUACUCUGCUUUUCACAAUGUCACGGCCAUGGUCGGAGCUGGUGUUCUUAGCCUCCCUUACGCCAUGGCUCAGCUCGGCUGGGGACCGGGUGUAGUAAUCCUGAUUUUGUCAUGGAUCAUAACACUAUACACGCUAUGGCAAAUGGUGGAGAUGCACGAGAUGGUCCCAGGGAAGCGUUUCGAUCGCUACCACGAGCUUGGACAACACGCGUUUGGAGAGAAGCUCGGACUCUACAUAGUCGUCCCGCAACAGCUGAUCGUGGAAGUCGGCGUUUGCAUCGUUUAUAUGGUCACAGGAGGCAAAUCUCUCAAGAAAUUUCAUGAACUCGUCUGCGAGGAUUGCAAAUCAAUCAAACUCACUUACUUCAUCAUGAUCUUCGCAUCCGUACACUUCGUCCUCUCUCAUCUCCCUAACUUCAACUCCAUCUCCGGCGUCUCUCUCGCUGCCGCCGUUAUGUCUCUCAGCUACUCCACAAUCGCGUGUUCAUCCUCACUAGCUAAAGGCGUUCAAGAAAACGUGGAAUACGGUUACAAAGCGAAAUCUACAGCAGGAACAGUAUUCAACUUCUUCAGCGCGUUAGGUGAAGUAGCGUUUGCUUACGCGGGCCAUAACGUUGUCCUAGAGAUCCAAGCCACGAUCCCUUCCACGCCUGAAAAGCCCUCGAAAGGACCUAUGUGGAAAGGAGUCAUCGUUGCGUACGUUGUCGUCGCAUUAUGUUAUUUUCCGGUCGCACUUGUCGGUUAUUGGGCGUUCGGAAACUCUGUUGACGACAACAUUCUUGAAACACUCAAGAAACCGGCUUGGUUAAUCGCGACCGCAAACAUGUUUGUUGUGAUCCACGUCAUUGGUAGCUACCAGAUAUAUGCGAUGCCGGUUUUCGAUAUGAUGGAGACGUUAUUGGUUAAGAAGAUGAAUUUCAAACCGAGUUGGAUCCUCCGGUUUGUUGUCCGCAAUUUCUACGUUGCCGCAACCAUGUUCGUCGGUAUGACGUUUCCGUUUUUCGGCGGCUUGUUGGCGUUUUUUGGUGGGUUUGCGUUUGCUCCAACAACAUACUUCCUUCCUUGCGUAAUGUGGCUUGCCAUAUACAAACCAAGAAGAUACAGCUUGUCUUGGUGGAGCAACUGGAUAUGCAUUGUAUUUGGCCUUUGCUUGAUGGUGCUAUCGCCGAUCGGGGGGCUGAGAACGAUCAUUAUUCAAGCUAAAGAGUACAAGUUUUACUCGUAA
Messenger RNA from Microthlaspi erraticum, 1344 nucleotides. Lineage: Eukaryota; Viridiplantae; Streptophyta; Magnoliopsida; Brassicales; Brassicaceae. The record is from the annotation of a GenBank genome assembly.